Molecule: messenger RNA, 1695 nt
Organism: Asparagus officinalis (garden asparagus)
Lineage: Eukaryota; Viridiplantae; Streptophyta; Magnoliopsida; Asparagales; Asparagaceae
Product: pentatricopeptide repeat-containing protein At5g48910-like
Exons: 1
Coding region: 2-1561 (519 amino acids)
Biological process (GO): RNA modification
Molecular function (GO): RNA binding; protein binding
Source: RefSeq, a predicted model, not a curated record
AAUGAUACCCUCUUAUUCUCUCGCAUCUCCACGUCCGCUCCCCUUCCUCUCUCCGUACCCACCCCCUAAACCCACCCACACUCUCGACCUACCCCCCUCCAAAACCUCAAAAGCCAGCCCUAUUUCUCACUACAAUUCCCUCAUCAGAACCCACAUCGAAUCCCACCGACCGAGCAAAGCCCUCUCCCUCUUCAACCAGCUACUCCUCUCAACGCCAACUCUUCACCCAGACCACUUCACCUUCCCAUUAAUCCUCAAAGCCUGCGCUCAUCUCUCCUCUCUCAAACAAACCCAACAAAUCCACUGCUUCGUUCUCAAAUCCAACGCCAUCCCGCAGCACGACGUCUUCAUCCUCACCUCUCUCAUCAACGCUUAUGCUGAAUGUGGCAGUAUCGAUGAUGCCCGCCGCGUGUUCGAUAGAAUGCCUGAAAGAAACACGGUCACUUGGAACUCUGUGAUGUCUGGGUUGUUGAAAUUCGGUGAUAUAACCUCGGCGUUUAGAAUUUUCAAUGAGAUGCCGAUGAGAAAUAUUGUUUCGUGGAAUUCGUUGAUGGCAGGGUAUGUGAAGGCGAGCUUGUCCUAUGAAGCUAUUGUGCUCUUCAUCGAGCUACAGGUUUCGGGUUUGAAACCAGAUGAGUCGACUAUGGUGAGCCUCGUAUCGGCUAUUUCUGAUCUGGGUCUGCUUGAUUUGGGAAGAAGAGCACACGGGUACAUAGCACGUAACGGCUUACCUCUUGAUGGAGCUCUUGGUGUUGCGUUGAUCACCAUGUACAGUAAAUGUGGGAGCAUUGAUGCUUCUUACAGAGUCUUUCAGUUAAUCCCAGUAAAGAAUGUCAACCAUUGGAGUUGUAUAAUCGGAUGCCUCGCGAAUCAUGGCCAAACCGAGAAUUCUCUUCAAGUUUUCUCUGAAAUGCUACAUUUGGGCAUCAGGCCAAACCAUAUUACAUUUGUUGGUGUUCUAAAUGCUUGUAGACACUCAGGCUCAACAGAGGAAGGUAUAAAGUACUUCAACCUUGUGAAAACAUUCGACAUAGAACCAAGAAUUGAGCAUUAUGGAUGUUUAGUUGAUUUGCUCGGCCGUGCUGGAUUUCUAAAGGAAGCGAUGGAGAUAGCUUGCAAUUUGUCAAUGGAUCCUGGAUAUGUUGUAUGGAGCACAUUAUUAGCUGCUUGUAGAAACCAUGGGAAUGUUGAGAUUGCAGAGACUGUGGCAAAGAAGAUGAUCGAACUUGAUCCAGACGAUGGAAGUCCUUACGUUUUGAUUUCGAAUAUCUAUGCGCAGGUUGGGAGAUGGGAGGAUUUUAGGAAAAUGAGGAGGAGGAUGGAGGAGAGAAGAGUAAUGAAGGUUACAGGUCUCAGUUGGAUUGAAGUGGAUGGUGGGGUUCAUGAGUUUGCUGCUGGAGACAAGUUUCAUGUGAAAGCUAAAGAGAUUUAUUGUGUUCUGGAAGAGAUGACGGAAAUUUUGAGAUGGGAAGGGUAUAGACCAGUUGAAUCUGCUGAUUCUGGCAGCAGGAUGGGAAAUAAUGAGGAAGAAGACGUGAGAAUUGAGUCUCCAAUUUCUUAAAUUGCAAAGCAGACAACUUGUCACAAAUUUUUGAAUGUUUUUGUACAAAGCCAACACUGUUAUUGUCUAACACAAAUAUUGCAAAUUAUUGUGUAGAUCUGAGACUAUUUAUCGUUAAGGCAAGAUUUUACCAG